AUGGCUUACGCCAAAUCCCUGAUACGCCGCGAACUCCUAUCCUUCUUACUGGAAGCUCGUAGUUUCGAUGAAGAGCUCGCAGCAGCAAUUGCGGCCCAGACAGAAGCUAAGCCGAAGAGGCGCUUCACACAGCUCAAGAUUCGUCAUGGUCACGGGCAGGGCCAAGCCCCAGACAAGGGUUCACCAGCCUCGAGAUACAGCUCAGUAACCAUGUCCAAGUUGGCCAAGAGCACCGCAGGUGCAGCUGCUAAAGUCCAAGCAAAGAGGCGAAAAACCCGAAUCCAGUGUCGAGUGACGCAUGGUCGGAACAGGUGCUUCAAGGAGAGCAGAGUCAAACCGAACUCCAUUACAGAAAUCGACGACGAGCUGAGCCAGCAGACUGGCAAUAAGCCUGCUACAGGCUCAGUCAAGAGUGGGAACAAGUGA
Molecule: messenger RNA, 426 nt
Organism: Coprinopsis cinerea okayama7#130
Lineage: Eukaryota; Fungi; Basidiomycota; Agaricomycetes; Agaricales; Psathyrellaceae
Exons: 2
Coding region: 1-426 (141 amino acids)
Source: RefSeq, a predicted model, not a curated record